Molecule: messenger RNA, 727 nt
Organism: Cannabis sativa
Lineage: Eukaryota; Viridiplantae; Streptophyta; Magnoliopsida; Rosales; Cannabaceae
Exons: 2
Coding region: 209-529 (106 amino acids)
Source: RefSeq, a predicted model, not a curated record
AACCUCACUCAAUGUUAGCUGGUGAACCAGAAGAGAAAUCAAUAUAAAGGGGAAAGUUAGAGUGUGGGAGGUCCACGGAAAGAAAGGCAACGCUAUACAGAAGAACGUUUGAUUCUUUUUCUUUUUCUUUGUUCGAUUCGAUGGGAUCUGCUUCGUCUUCCUCCUAAAUUACCCAUUUUCAGAAAACACCAGGACGAGGACGAUAGCCAUGAUAACUCGAUCAAAUCUUGCAGAGCAGCUAAGAGAGUAUCAAAUUCGAUCCAAGCACGACUGGGCUUCUGUAUCCUUCUUUUCCUCCACCUCCAAUCUCACUUCUUCAAGGGUAGAUGUUGUGAUUUUUGUAAUAUGGGAGCUGGUCAUUAUAGCUUUCUUGGUAUUUUCAGCUGUUUCUUUAUACUAUAGGCACUUACGUCUUGCCUUUAUCUUGGUUUGCAUCACAUUGCUUUUGCUUUUGUGCAUUAAAAUCACAAAGCAAGUGAGAUUGGCUAGAAAAAAGAGACGAAGAAUGCUUCUUCCUUUGUCUAUGUAACACACACACACACACUUAUCCCCCAUUUUGAUUUGUAAAGCAUGAUAAUUCUUGUCCCAUGCUCUCCUAGUUCAUAGAUACAAUUGAGUGAUCCUGCUCACCAGAUCAUUGUUAAUUCUUCAGAAUAUGAUGGCAACAGUGAAUUGAAAUGUUUUUAUUGGAUGGAAGAGCAAUAUAGUAGUUAUUGUUUUUUUUUUC